This is a messenger RNA of Peromyscus eremicus (cactus mouse), 358 nucleotides long. Its product is annotated as large ribosomal subunit protein eL39-like. The record is from RefSeq and is a predicted model, not a curated record. The coding region runs from base 140 to 295 and encodes 51 amino acids. Gene Ontology annotation, molecular function: structural constituent of ribosome. Gene Ontology annotation, cellular component: ribosome; cytosolic large ribosomal subunit. NCBI's taxonomy places the organism in Eukaryota, Metazoa, Chordata, Mammalia, Rodentia, Cricetidae. Gene Ontology annotation, biological process: translation. The transcript has 2 exons.
GCGCUUCCCUGCUCCUAAGAAAAUUCUUUGUCGUCCCCUUUUUUUUCUAGGAAAACUAGCGGAGUCGGACCUUCAAUUUGUUGUCUCUCCAACCUGCGCACUCAGCAGAGUGUGUGCCUGUCUGCCUUUGUUCUUCACCAUGGCUUCUCACAAGACGUUCAGGAUCAAGCGAUUCCUGGCUAAGAAACAAAAGCAAAAUCGUCCCAUUCCACAAUGGAUCCAGAUGAAAACUGGCAAUAAAAUCAUGUACAACUCCAAGAGGAGACACUGGAGACGAACCAAACUGGGUCUAUAAGGAACCACAUAUUGUAUGCUGUUUGAAGGUCACCAUUAAACUUACUGUAUCAAGUUUAAAACA